GGGCUGUUCGAGCUUCGCUGUGCUGCUCACAGUGAGAGUUCUGCGUUGUCACUUCGCUAACAUUGCGCUGAACACGAUCGGAGAAAUGGCCACUUUCCAAUUGAAAGCGGAAAAAUGUCCGGUCGAAAGCUUGUCGAUGACGAAUUGCGUCAUCCUGAACCCGAGGGAUUGUCCCGACGAAAAGUGCAGGCAUGUGCUGAUCAACUCCAGCGGGAGGGGCUAUGUCUUCACAAUACAGACCUCGGAUCAAAUGAAACCAGGGUGCAUGGGUUUUUCUCUGAUAAUGCGGAAAUGGGCCGAGAUGAGCAUUGGUCAGAUGAUAGAUGUACGCCCCUACGCAUUUGAUCCGAACAGCCAGUACAUAGCGAAGAUUACUGUGGACAUCGACUUUUUUGAUAAGAAACAUUUCACCCAGGAACCCUUCGAUACGGACAAGAUGGCCAUUGCCUUCGUCCAGGCCUUCCCCAAACAGGCCUUCACAGUCGGGCAGCUGAUGGUAUUCCAGUUCAACAAAACACUCUUCAAACUGUCGAUCACGGAGCUCGAAACCGUCAGCCUGGACAGUUUGAAGGACGGCGAGAAGCGGAAACCGGCCAAGAAGACGGAAAUCGGACUUCUGCUUCCUGACGCCGCGGUCUGCUUCAACAAAGCAGAGGGAGCCAAUAUCAUGCUGACCGGCCAAUCGAAAGGCAAGAUCGUGCGACAGUCAAUCAUCAAUCCUGACUGGAACUUCAGUCAGAUGGGAAUCGGUGGUCUGGACAACCAGUUCAACGCCAUCUUCAGGCGAGCGUUCGCCUCUCGAGUUUAUCCGCCCGAGCUCAUUGAGCAACUUGGCAUGAAACACGUGCGAGGUAUCCUUCUCUACGGACCGCCUGGUACAGGAAAGACUCUGAUGGCCCGUCAAAUCGGUCAGAUGCUGAACGGACGUGAGCCGAAAAUCGUCAACGGACCGCAAAUUCUCAACAAAUAUGUCGGCGAGUCCGAGGCGAACGUCAGGAAACUAUUUGAGGAUGCCGAAGAGGAGCAAAAAAGGCUGGGCCUCAACUCCGGACUCCAUAUCAUAAUCUUCGACGAGAUCGACGCCAUCUGCAAACAGAGAGGAACGAUGAGCGGAGCCAGCGGAGUCCACGACACAGUGGUCAAUCAGCUGCUGUCGAAAAUCGACGGUGUCGACAGUCUCAACAACGUGCUGGUCAUUGGAAUGACGAACAGACGGGACAUGAUUGACGAAGCUCUGCUGCGUCCCGGUCGACUCGAGGUCCAGAUGGAAAUCGGCCUUCCCGACGAGUUCGGCAGAGUCCAGAUCCUGAACAUCCACACCGGGAAGAUCAAGAAGUCGGGUAAACUCGACCCAGACGUCAAAAUCGAAGAACUGGCAGCCAUCACUAAGAACUUCUCGGGCGCCGAGCUCGAAGGUCUCGUUCGCGCAGCCCAAUCCCUCGCGAUGAAUCGACUCAUCAAGGCCGGGAGCAAAGUCGUGUUAGAUCCUGAAGCCGCCGAUAAACUGAAAGUGAUGCGCGCAGAUUUCCUGUCGGCUCUCGAGAACGACGUCAAACCGGCAUUCGGUACCGCUGCCGAGGAAAUCGAGUCUCUAGUCGGACCGAAAGUCAUCAACUGGAGUCAAACUGUCAAGGAGAUCAUCGACGACGGAGCCCUCUUCAUCGAGCAAUGCAAAUCGAACAAGGGCCGAGGCCUGGUCACCGUGCUCCUGGAAGGGCCUCCCAACGCCGGGAAGACGGCCCUCGCGGCGAAGAUCGCCCUCAAUUCCGGCUUCCCCUUCGUGAAACUAUGCUCAGCCGCUCAGAUGAUCGGCUAUUCGGAAUCAGCGAAAUGUCAAUGCAUAAAGAAGAUAUUCGACGACGCUUACAAAUCAACCGAAAGCUGUAUCCUCGUCGACAACAUCGAACGUUUGCUGGACUUCGUCGCCGUCGGUCCCCGGUUCUCGAACAUGGUCUUGCAAACUCUCCUCAUCCUGCUGGGACAAGACCCGCCGAAAAACCGUCAUCUCCUCGUGUUAUGCACCUCAUCGUGCAAAGCAUUCCUCAACGAAAUCGGAAUGCUCACCGUUUUCACAGCAGUGCUGCGCGUGCCUGCAAUCAGUCGUCCAGAGCAAUUCAUGAGCGUUCUGCAACACAGCGAAUGCUUCUCCCGAGAAGACCUCCAAAGAAUUUCCAAAGGAAUCGCCGGAAUGCGGAUUUACAUCGGAAUCAAGAAACUCUUGGCGUGCACACAUCUUGCCGAGCAAAUCGCUCCCGAAGAAAGAGUGAACAAGUUCCUCACUCGUCUCGAAAACGAGGAGUGUAUAAGUCACCAGUGAGCCCGUGGAGUCCCUCCCACUUUUUUGUCAUUCCAAAAGCAGUAGACAGAUUCAGUGAAGAUGGAGUGUGUUAUUCGUUGACGUUUCCGAAUGGUGAUCCUCCCAGUACGAGGUUCUUCGGUCCGGAUAGGUUUCGAUGGUUUUGUUUAUAUGGAUGUUCUGUUGUAAAUAGAGCAUAUGAUAGUGAUAUCUUACGUAGUCCGUGGAGUCUCUAGGCUCUAAAUUCUGUUGGUCGUCAGCGUACUUAGCACAACGCCGUUAGAAAAACGGUGCGAGACGAAUUCGUCGAAGUUCGUUUUUCUUUCCGUUUACUGUUUUAACAUUCUUUAAUCGCAAGCAACGAAUAUGGAGCAGUUCCGACCAACACGGAAGCCUCAAGGCUGUUCAGGAUAGGAAGCCAAGGAGCUUGGCGCGAUCUGACUUGGAUUCGACUUGAGAAUCAGUCGGGUAUGCGUAGAAUCGCGUUCGCCAGUCAGAUUUGAGCAACCUCGACAUGGAAUUCUAAAACACCACGAACUGUUAUGGUAUUCUUGACCCACCGAAAAGGGAAGCGGCUUAAAUAGUCACCAAGUCCGACCGGAUCUUGUGAAUCACAGUAGUCUCCUUAGUAGUUUGCCGUUCACGACACCACGUAGCGUGCAGUAAGGACUCAAGAGAAGAGCUUGAAUAAACCAAGAGAACAAUCAGAGAUACAA
Molecule: messenger RNA, 3012 nt
Organism: Galendromus occidentalis (western predatory mite)
Lineage: Eukaryota; Metazoa; Arthropoda; Arachnida; Mesostigmata; Phytoseiidae
Product: vesicle-fusing ATPase 1
Exons: 10
Coding region: 86-2317 (743 amino acids)
Biological process (GO): SNARE complex disassembly; Golgi to plasma membrane protein transport; intra-Golgi vesicle-mediated transport
Cellular component (GO): Golgi stack
Molecular function (GO): ATP hydrolysis activity; ATP binding
Source: RefSeq, a predicted model, not a curated record